ACAGGAUAUUCAGAUUGCUUUCACGGAGGAGUCUUCACACUAAUGAAAUUCAUGUAUACACAAAAACUUUGACCCAACAAAGAUGGACGACAAUGAUGAAGAGGAGAGCUGCAGUAUUUACCCGAGCCUUGUUCCUCUCAGCAGUGAGUUCACCGCCAGGAUGCAGAAGUUUGUGGAGGAGAGGACAGAAAUCAAUAUGUGGACUGUCGUACUGAUUGGCGCUGUCACAGCAGUUUCUGUUGUUGGAACUGUUGUGUUCCUUCUUUACAGAAGAUACAAACUGUCAAAGGAAGAGGCUGGUGUUCCUCACUACCGCUUCAGGAAGAGGGACAAGGUGAUGUUCUACGGCCGAAAGAUCAUGAGAAAGGUCCAGACGCUGUCCUCCGUUCCUCCUUCUAACUCAAACUCAGCCUCACGGCAGAGAGUGAGGAAGAGGACCAAGGUGCUGUCCAUAGCUCGCAAGAUCCUGCGUAUCCGGAAGGAGCCCCCCACCCUGCAGCCAAAAGAGCCUCCUCCCUGUCUGCUGGAGGCUGACCUGACAGAGUAUGAUGUGCAGAACUCCCACCUGCCCUCUGAGGUGCUGUACAUGCUGAAAAAUGUCAGGGUGCUCGGCCACUUUGAGAAGCCUCUCUUCCUGGAGCUGUGUCGUCACAUGGUGCUGAUCCAGCUGCACCAGGGAGAGGCUCUAUUCCGACCCGGUGACACUGAUGACAGCAUUUACGUGGUUCAGGACGGACGCCUGGAGCUGUGCAUCCAUGAGAGUGAUGGAACAGAUGCUGUGGUUAAGGAGGUGUUACCAGGAGACAGCGUUCACAGUUUGCUCAGUAUCCUGGACAUCAUCACAGGCUAUCCAGCUCCUUAUAAGACGGUGUCUGCUCGGGCAGCGAUUCCCUCCACUGUCCUGCGUCUUCCAGCUUCAGCAUUUCAGUCAGUCUUUGAGAAAUAUCCUGAAACUCUGGUCCGUGUCAUCCAGAUAAUAAUGGUGCGUCUCCAGAGGGUGACCUUCCUCGCCUUACACAACUACCUUGGCCUUACCACUGAGCUCUUCAACCCGGAGAGUCAGGCUAUCUCCUUGGUGUCUGUGGCAAAUGUUCUGGGUGAGGCUCAUCCGCACAAAAGCUUCCGCCGACAGGCAUCCCACUCCGACGAUCUGGGCUCGGAAAAGUCUGACGCCGAAAUGUCCAACAUCUCUGACAUGUCCACUUCAAAAUACAAGAAAUCUCGCUCUCUCUCCAGCCCACUUGCUGUGACAGGUGAAAUGUCAGUUGACCUCAACAGAGUGUAUGAACGGGGUCGAGUUGCUAAAGAAGACUUGAUGCCUCACAGUCCUGUGAAGUCUAUUUUAAAGAAGAGUGUGACGAUGCAGCAUACUCCGUCUGCGGUUUACCACUACAGUGAUGCUGGAGGAGGAAAUGUCCACCAUAAUAAAGUGAAUGCUAUUUUCCAAGCUGCUAAAAAGGAUCUGCUGCGGGUCAUCCAAAUACAGGAUCCCAGUCUGCUGGAAGGGAGGGUGAUUCUCCGCCAGGUCAAAGCCGGCUCUGUUGUGGCCCACCAGGGAGACCAGGACGUGAGCGUGGCAUUCAUCAUUUCUGGCUCGCUCCAUGUCUACCAGCGGAUGAUAGACCGUGAGGAGGAGAGCCUGCUUUUUGUCACCCACCCAGGAGAGAUGGUGGGCCACCUGGCUGUUCUCACAGGGGAACCCCUCAUCUUCACUGUGCGAGCGCACCGGGAUUGUACCUUCCUCUCCAUAUCCAAGGCCCACUUCUAUGAGAUGAUGCGUGAAGAGCCCAGGGUGGUGCUGAAUGUAGCUCACACCGUGGUGAAGAGGAUGUCACCGUUUGUCAGACAGAUCGACUUUGCUUUGGACUGGAUGGCUACAGAGGCUGGCCGCGCCGUGUACAGACAGGGAGACAAGUCAGACAGCACCUUCAUCGUCCUCAGUGGUCGUCUGCGCUCUGUUAUUGCAAAGGAUGAUGGGAAGAAGGAGCUGGCAGGAGAGUAUGGCCGUGGGGACCUAAUUGGAGUGGUGGAGGCUCUGACACACAUGAACCGAGCCACCACGGUCCACGCCGUCAGGGACUCUGAGCUCGCCAAGCUGCCUGAAGGAGCUCUGAACUCCAUCAAGAGGAGGUAUCCUCAGGUGGUCACCAGGCUGAUUCACCUGCUGGGCCAGAAGAUCCUGGGGAACAUGCAGCAGGUCAACGGACCUCUGGCUGGUCGUAGCCUGGCUCUCCACACUCCCACCAGUAAGUGGGAUGCUGGGAACCCAGCUUCUAACCUGUCCACUGUGGCCAUCCUGCCUGUAUCUGAGGAGGUUCCCCUUACUGCCUUCACCCUGGAGCUGCAGCAUGCUCUCAGUGGCAUUGGCCCCACGCUACUGCUAACCAGUGACAUCAUCAAACAGAGACUGGGCUCUGCUGCUCUGGACAGUGUCCAUGAGUACCGUCUGUCCAGCUGGCUUGGUCAGCAGGAAGACAUCCAUCGCAUCGUCCUCUACCAGUCUGACCCCGGCCUCACGCCGUGGACGCAGCGCUGCAUCCGCCAGGCCGACUGCAUCAUCAUUGUGGGACUGGGGGAGCAGGAGCCCACGGUGGGAGAGUUGGAGCGAAUGUUGGAGGGUGGCGCUGUCCGGGCUCAGAAGCAGCUGGUGCUGCUGCACAGGGAGGACGGCCCGCCGCCCAAAGGGACGGCUGAGUGGCUGAACAUGCGGAGCUGGAUCUCCAGACACCAUCAUUUGUCGUGUCCCCGCAGAGUGUUCUCUAGAAGGAGUCUACCUAAACUGAGAGAGUUGUACCAGCGUGUUUUUGAAAAGUGUCCAGAUCGUCAUUCCGACUUCUCCCGCCUGGCCAGAAUCCUGACAGGAAACAGCAUCGCCUUGGUGCUGGGUGGAGGAGGUGCCAGAGGCUGCUCUCAGGUCGGCAUCCUGCGGGCGCUGAACGAGGCAGGGAUCCCUGUCGACAUGGUGGGAGGCACCUCCAUCGGCUCCUUCAUGGGCGCCCUGUACGCCGAGGAGAAGAGCAACAGCCGGAUGAGGGCCAGAGCCCACGAGUGGGCCAUGGAUAUGACCUCGUACUUUAAGAAGAUCUUGGAUCUGACCUACCCAGUUACCUCCAUGUUUUCUGGAGCUUCCUUUAACUCCAGCAUUAGCUCUGUGUUCAAGAACAAACAGAUAGAGGACCUGUGGUUACCGUACUUCAACGUUACCACAGACAUCACAGCGUCCUCGAUGAGAGUUCACACUGACGGUUCGCUGUGGCGGUAUGUCCGGGCCAGUAUGUCCCUGUCUGGUUACCUGCCUCCUCUCUGUGACCCCAAAGAUGGACAUUUGCUCAUGGAUGGAGGUUACAUCAACAACCUUCCUGCCGACGUGGCUCGGUCCAUGGGGGCCAAGGUGGUGAUUGCCAUCGAUGUAGGAAGCCGGGAUGAAACCGAUCUGACCAACUAUGGUGACUGUCUGAACGGCUGGUGGCUGCUGUGGAAGCGAUUAAAUCCACUGGCGGAGAAAAUCAAGGUCCUGAACAUGGCGGAGAUCCAGACCCGGCUUGCGUACGUCUGCUGUGUGCGGCAGCUGGAGCUGGUCAGAGACAGCGAGUACUGCGAGUACAUCCGGCCGCCCAUCGACCGCUACGGCACGCUGGAUUUUGGGAAAUUCGAUGAGAUUGCUGAUGUGGGCUACCAGCACGGGAAGACGCUGUUCGAUGUGUGGCAGCGCAGCGGUGUGGUGGACAGCAUGCUGAAGGACAGACAUCAGGAGGAGUUCCACAGGACCAGAACUGGCCACGUGGUCACGUGUCCAAACGCCUCCUUCACCGACCUGGCAGAGAUAGUGUCCAGAAUCGAACCUGUGAAGAACGCCUUAAUCAGUGAGGAACUGUCUGAUGAGUACCAGACGGACUACGAUGAAGAGGCAGUGGAAAGUGCUCUGUCUGACUUUGAGGCGUUCGCCCCCGGCAGCGAACACACCGAGGGAGAGGAGACUGAUGAAGAAAUCCAGGUCAGAGUUCGACACCGGGGGAGGAAUGCCCCUGGAAGUGCUCGGCUGUGAUGUCCCGCCUGGUCUGCUGCCGACCAUGGAGCUCAGCAGACGUUGUUCAGUGCAGUGUUUGCUCUGGUCCAAUGAGCAGCCAGGUACCAGCCUCCUGUAGGCUUCACUGUUGGUGGAUGCAGCUCCUUCAGCUGGGUCCAGACAGCGAGCUGUUGUCAUCGUAGCCGCUACUUCUGAUCUGCUGCUGUGAACGGGUGGACUGCUGCUUCAGAUAGUUUCUGCUGUUAUAAACACUGAUUGAUGCCUCUAGAAGGAUGAUCAGACUUUAAAGCUGGUGUUGCUCCCAUGUGGAUUCUCUCCAUGAAGCUGGUAAAUCUGUGUGUCAGUCACAGUUCCUGUAAAAUCACCUCCUGCAUCGUCUCCUUCUGUAUUUUGUUGGUUGCUUUUGACCUUCAGCUGCUAUGUUUACUGUGGAAUCAGUGGAGGGUUAGUGACAUAAUAGCUUUGAUAGAGCAAAGAGACCCAGUGUGUCUCAAUCAUCCAGAUAAAAGUCAAACAAUUCUAUAGAAACAGCAUUUUAUUUUAUAGUGGUGUAUUUUCAUUCAUUCAGUGAAUUGUACGGAGUCACAGGUUCUAUUGUAGUAAUAAUGGUUCAGGAGUUCAGGGCAUAUGUCUAACUGUAUCACUAACUUGUAAAGACUGGUGUCUCCAUAGAGGCACAGCACACACUAGUACCCUACAGUUUUCAUCAGAGCAUUUUAUAUCCAGCACUACUAGUUACACCACUGUUAAAAGUUUGGAGUCACUUAGAAGUGUUCUUAUUUUUUUAAAGAAAAGCUUUUUUUCAAUGAAGAUAACAUUAAAUGAAUGAUAAAUCCAGUGUAGACAUAGUUAAUGUGCUAAAUGACUAUUCUAGCUGGAAACAGCUGAUUCUUAAUGGAAUAUCUCCAUAGGGGUACAGAGGAACAUUUCCAGCAACCAUCACUCCUGUGUUCUAAUGCUACAUUGUGUUAGCUAAUGGUGCUGAAAGGCUCAUUGAUGAUUAGAAAACCCUUGUAGUUAUGUUAGCACAUGGAUAAAAGUGGGAGUUUUCAUGGAGAACAUGGAAUUAUCAGGGUGACCCCAAACUUUUGAACAGUCGUGUACAUAGCUACUUCCUGCCAUCAUCAUUUCUGAUUCAUGUUUGUUGUGUUUCAUACUUCUAAGUUAAAAGAAGUUGUAUUUGCUUACACUAUGGUUCAAGUGCAGUGUUACCCUCUCUGUCCAGUGAUGAAGGGAAUUUGUCCUCUUUAGGAGCAGAAUGUGAAUAGUGACUAUAAUAAGCUUUUUAGUACAAAAUCUGUCAUAUAGGAUGUAUAAUUAGAUUUGAUCAUUUGAUUCAUAUUUUCUGCAUGAAGCCUGACAAACAAACACAUGGUGCUCAUUCCACUGACGUUUCAGCUGUGUCCCAGGUUGACUCUGUAUUAACCCUGUAAAACCCACUGUUGCAAAAAUACAUCAGUUAGAUGUAUAUUUUUUGUUAUUUAUUUUGUUCCGUAUAUAUAUUUGCUAUUUUUUUCUCUAUUUGGUUUACAGGGUUACGAUGAUUAUACAUAAAUAAAGAAGUUGUUUCUACUCAUGUUUUCACAUAAUUUAACAAGAAAUGUGCAAUUGUAACAAAUCUCAGGCCCAAAAACACUGAAGAAUUAAGUCUUUGAAGGAAAACAAGUUGAUUACACCUAAAGAUUGAUUGUUUCUACUUAUAUUUCUACGUAAUUUAAAAAGAAAUGUGCAAAUCUGAUGUAUCUCAGGCCCAAAAACGCUGAAAAAUGAAGUCCUCAGUACAUCACAUUUGGACAGUUCUUUUUAAAUUACAUGAAAAUAUUCAUGGAAACAACCUAUUUCUUUAUGUGUAAUUGAUGUAACCCUGUAAAACCCAAAUAUAUAAUUAAAAAGAAAUAAAACUGCCGUCGUGUUUUUGCAGCAGUGGUUUUAGGAGGUUAAGUCCUAACCAGACUGUGAGUCAGGUAGAACGCAGCAGGUAAAGCCCAGGUGUGUUAUGAUGGCUGGAUUCCAUGUAGAGGAGCUCCUGCUCUCCUGCACUAUGACGCACUGAAAUGGUUUACUGGGACACUUCAGGGAAUUGAGCUUUCAUGAAUUCCACCUGUGCUGUGCCCGCUGUGACGAGGUCCAAUGUCUGCCAUGAUGAAGGUCUUUUGUCUUUUUAGGCAAUGGAGGAGCUGCUGUCAGUCAGAAGAAAUGAAACAUUCAUUAAACAUCUCUGGAAAACAUGUCAUCUGUGAUUUUAAGUCCCAGUCUACCUGAGCAGACAGGUCGUGUAGAACUGGGACACAGCAUUUGACCUUUUAUAGCAGGGGAAGCACAAGUGGAACCUGAAGCACUAAUGAUGGGACUAAUAAUGUAAUUCAAACUCUUCCUGAACCGAACACUGUGCUGGUCUUUGGAAUGGCACCAUUAAACUGAAAGGCCUAAGA
Molecule: messenger RNA, 6459 nt
Organism: Acanthochromis polyacanthus (spiny chromis)
Lineage: Eukaryota; Metazoa; Chordata; Actinopteri; Pomacentridae
Gene: pnpla7b
Product: patatin-like phospholipase domain containing 7b
Exons: 35
Coding region: 83-4045 (1320 amino acids)
Biological process (GO): lipid metabolic process
Cellular component (GO): endoplasmic reticulum
Molecular function (GO): phosphatidylcholine lysophospholipase A1 activity
Source: RefSeq, a predicted model, not a curated record